CCGGUGGCGCCGCCGUGAGCAGGGAGGAGGAGGAGGCGGGAGGCCGGGCCGGGGCGGCGGCGGCGGAGGAGCAGUGGGUUCCCGGCGAGAGGCCGGGGGAACGGCUGCCGCCAUGAAGAAGCAGUUCAACCGGAUGAAGCAGCUGGCCAACCAGACUGUCGGCAGGGCUGAGAAAACAGAGGUGCUUAGUGAAGACCUGUUGCAGAUCGAGAGACGUCUUGACACCGUGAGAUCUGUUUGCCACAUUGCACAGAAGCGAUUAAUUGCAUGUUUUCAGGGCCAGCAUGGUACAGAUCCUGAUAAGAGACAUAAAAAACUUCCUCUAACAGCUCUUGCUCAAAAUAUGCAAGAAGGAUCUGUCCAGCUAAGUGAUGAAACUCUGUUGGGGAAAAUGUUAGAUACGUGUGGUGAUGCAGAGAAUAAACUGGCAAUGGAGCUCUCUCAGCAUGAAGUACAGAUCGAAAGAGAAGUUAUAGAUCCACUGUGUCUGCUAACAGAGACGGAGAUCCCGAACAUUCAGAAGCAGAGGAAACAGCUCGCAAAGCUGGUGUUGGACUGGGAUUCUGCAAGAGGAAGAUAUAACCAAGCCCACAAGACUUCAGGAACAAAUUUUCAAGUGCAUCCUUCAAAAAUAGAAUCUCUUAAGGAAGAGAUGGACGAAGCUGGAAAUAAAGUAGAACAAUGCAAGGAUCAGCUAGCAGCAGACAUGUAUAACUUUGUGUCCAAAGAAGGGGAAUAUGCUAGAUGUUUUGUUAUGUUAUUAGAAGCACAAGCAGAUUACCAUAGAAAAGCAUUAGCAGUCAUAGAAAAGGUCCUACCCGAAAUUCAAGCCCAUCAAGACAAAUGGACUGAAAAACCAGCGUUUGGAACUCCAUUAGAAGAGCAUCUCAAGCGCAGUGGUCGUGAAAUUGCAGUCCCUAUUGAAGCCUGUGUAAUGAUGCUUUUGGAAACAGGAAUGAGAGAGGAGGGCUUAUUCAGAAUCGCUGCUGGAGCCUCCAAGUUAAAAAAGCUGAAAGCUGCCUUGGACUGUUCAACUUCCCAGCUUGACGAAUUUUAUUCCGAUCCCCAUGCUGUUGCAGGUGCCUUGAAAUCCUACUUGCGAGAGUUGCCAGAACCUUUAAUGACCUAUGGUCUGUAUGAAGAAUGGACACAAGCUGCAAAUAUUCAGGACCAGGAUAAGAAGCUACAAGAGUUAUGGAGAAUUUGUAACAGAUUACCUAAGCAUUAUCAUGCUAAUUUCAGGUAUUUAAUCAAAUUUUUAGCAAAGCUUGCACAGAACAGCGACGUUAACAAAAUGACACCCAGCAAUGUCGCAAUAGUCUUGGGCCCCAACCUGUUAUGGGCAAAGAAUGAAGGAUCCCUUGCUGAAAUGGCAGCAGCAACUUCAGUCCAUGUGGUAGCAGUUAUUGAGCCAAUUAUUCAGCAUGCAGACUGGUUCUUCCCUGGAGAUCAAGAUUUCAAUGUGUCUGGGGCAUUUGUUGCAGUUCCUGCUGUUAAUUCAAAUCACUUGUCACACACUGGCAAUGAAUAUGAAUCUGGGACACUGGAACGGAAGAGACCUCUUAGUAUGACUGUAAUGGAUGGGGAUUUAUUGAAGAAGGAAAGCUUUGGUGUCAAGGUUAUGGACUUCCAAGCGAAUCCUCGGAGAUGUGGCACUAUAAAUAGAAAGCACACAUCCCCAGCUUUCCAGCCACCACUUCCACCCACGGAGGCUGGCGUGCUGGCUCAGGCUGGAGCGGAGCAGCACUCACAAGCUUCUGUGGCUGAAACAAGCCCAGUGGGUGCUGGUUUUGCUCUCUCUGCUGGCACAGCAGAACAGUUGCAAAGUCAAGCAAAUGAGGAUGUCAGCACCUCAAAAUCUAAGGACAACACGUCUUCAGCUACUCCUCCACCCGUGAGAAAUGGCGGGCACGCAGGCACCGUCCAGAACCAGUCAACAAGUAGCACUAAUCAGCUUUCUGUUAAUCAGCCACAGAAUGCAGCAGGUCCCAGUCCCCACUCAAUGAGGAGAGCUGUUAAAAAGCCCGCGCCAGCCCCCCCCAAACCAGCCAACCCACCGCCAGGGCAGCCAGGAAGCCAAAGCUCUGCCCCAGCUGCUCAGCCACCUUCUGUCUCUCCAAAACCACCUUCUAGAAGUUCUUCACCUCCUGCUCAACAUGCAAACCAAGGAGCAGCCCAGACCUCCACUUCCCAGGUUUCUGCACCUCGGAGAUAUUCCAGCAGCCUUCCCCCAAUACAAGUUCCCAGCCAUCCACCACCACAGCCCCCAACACAGGCUGCUACUCCUCCAGCGCAGCCCAAAUCAAACAGUCAGACGUCUCCUCCUGCUGCACCCAGCAGUGAGCAUGGACCAGAGCAGCCCUGUUACACUCCUCCGCAGACUCCAACACCUCCUGAUACUCCCCCUCUAGGAAAACAUAAUGCUAGUUCCCCAUCGUCACAGCCACAGCCAGCUGCUCAAGAGACCUCUCAGUCUCCCUCUCCACCGCAGAGUGGUACACUGCCGAGGCCACGGCCCGUACCAAAACCCAGAAACAGACCUAGUGUUCCCCCUCCACCUCAUCCUCCCUCUCAGCUGGCUGGAGAUGGUAUUAUUGCAAAUCCCGCGCAAACAGCCUCCAAAAUAGUAACAGACUCUAAUUCCAGUAUUCAAGAACCACUUCAAAACCCUUCUUCAGAGCUCCUUACAGAGCCGGCGAGCAAAGAACUGCACAACCAUCUCAUGCUCGAUAUUGACAAUGACACGGAAAGCACUGCUCUCUAAUGGAAACUCUCCAGCUUUUUUAAAGGUUCCUCUCCCGGUGGGAAAACUAACAGACCUAACGGUGAAAAGCUUCUUUUGACGAUAUGGCAAAACUGUGUGGAGUUUGACUUGUGCAUCACGGAGAAAGUGAUUUAGCCAUUCAGAAGAAGUUUAAUGAUCUGUGUCUCAACAAUGGUUUUCAAAAUCGUGGAUGGAAGGAAUUAAUUACUGCAGAAACUUGCAUAGGAAGCAUAAUUGCUGCUAAUACAGAUGGUAUUAGCAGAAAUUCCAACAGAAUAAGAAGCAAACGUUAGUUAUUUAAAGUGCAUGUAUUACGGAAAUAAUCUUUUUAAUGUCACGGUUAGACUUUUAUUUCUAGUUCUUAGACAUUACAAGGAGAUGCCUUGCAAGAGACAUUCCCUCACUGAUUUGCUGCAGAUUCUUUUUAAAACAUGAACCAAAAAAAUGCCCGAGUGCUGGUGGUGACUGCUGGUUAUCAGUCGCCUUGUCAAAACUGUGGAUGUAUUCUAGUGCCUUGAAGGACUGUCAUACUGUAGAAGGAAACUUACUGUAUCUUUAAUCAUUUCAUUGCUACUUAAUGAUCAGUACUUAAUACUUAUUUCAUAGUUAUUUGUAUUAACCAAGCCUGCUUUUGUUUAUGUGGAACUUGGAACUGUUUCAAGAUGAAACUGUGGAAGUGUUUUUUGUGCUUUCAUUGAAAAAUGGUUGAAUUUUGAAAGAACUUUGAAACAGCUGUUUGGAUUCGUCAGUGGGGUGAACAUUUAUAAAAUUAAAGAUUGUCUUUUGUCAACUUAAGGCAUCUUUAUUCACGUUUGUGAGUUAACGUUGCUUCCAAUGGACACUGAAGGUUACACAGUUGUUCCCUGGGCUUUGUAGCUUGAGAUCGCCGGAUAUUCAUUCCCAGUAUGCUUCUGUUAUCCUUUAAUAUGUAGAUUCAUGUUAAACACAACUGAUUCCAGCUGCUAAGAGAAACACUGCAUACAGCCUGUAUCAUACAGAGAAAUGAGACGGAACAGGCCAUACAGUUUCUGCAAAUGAGAGGGGAGGAGAGGAAACUAGUUAACUGAGGUAACAUUCGUAGAGCUAUUUGAAUCGAUUUACUUAAACUAUAAAUUCCUUAAUACUCCAUCGUACUUUUUAUUGAAGUUAUUAAACUAGACCUCAGGCUUAUCCGCAAAAUAAAACUGCAUUUCAUAAAGGUCUUGACAAGACACAUUGCCCUUGGCAUCACGUUAAAUAUAUUUUAGUUGCUGUCUGAUUGGUGCCCCAGUUUGAAAUCCCAGUGGCUGCCCAGUUGUUUCCUGUUCGGACAUCUCUAAACAGGGAAGGUGACCCCUGUCAGUGGGUGCAGUCCUGCUUUCCUCUGUCUCUACAGUAACGCUGUAACAAACUCCUGUAACUCAAAAUUCAGUGUUACCAGCCAAAAAUUC
Molecule: messenger RNA, 4194 nt
Organism: Chroicocephalus ridibundus (black-headed gull)
Lineage: Eukaryota; Metazoa; Chordata; Aves; Charadriiformes; Laridae
Gene: ARHGAP17
Product: Rho GTPase activating protein 17
Exons: 20
Coding region: 113-2764 (883 amino acids)
Biological process (GO): signal transduction; positive regulation of GTPase activity; regulation of Rac protein signal transduction
Cellular component (GO): cytoplasm; intracellular anatomical structure; cytosol
Molecular function (GO): protein binding; GTPase activator activity
Source: RefSeq, a predicted model, not a curated record